Molecule: messenger RNA, 3465 nt
Organism: Mucor mucedo
Lineage: Eukaryota; Fungi; Mucoromycota; Mucoromycetes; Mucorales; Mucoraceae
Exons: 11
Coding region: 35-3271 (1078 amino acids)
Molecular function (GO): protein binding; transcription corepressor activity
Source: RefSeq, a predicted model, not a curated record
CAAACCCCUUUUUUUAAUAAUUAUAUAUAACAAAAUGGCACAGUCGCAAAACAGGAGAAACACCUGGGAUGGACAAAAUGGCCAUACCAGUGAUGUCAGGGCCACCGAACUUUUACAUUUAUACAUUUACGAUUACUGUAAAAAGCAAAAAUAUCAUCAAGCGGCUCGAGCGUUCUCAACAGAGGCGGGCGUAUCCACCGAUCAACCUCCCCCUAUCGAUGUCCCAACUGGUUUUUUAGCUGAUUGGUGGGGUGUCUUUUGGGAUGUUUAUUAUGCUAAAAGCAAAGAUGCUCAAGCAAGCAAAGAAGCAACAAUUCAUGAUGAGUAUCACGACUUUCUUAGAAACAAGAGAGAAGAAGCCUUACAGCAACAAAGAUCGUUUAAUGUACAUUCCCAACAACAACAAGCUCAACAAGCUCAAGUACAACAACAACAGCAGCAGCAGCAGCAACAACAGAGUGUGCCUUCGCAACACCGACCUUCGCCUGCUAGUAGCACUGCCUCUUUACCAAAUAGUGGCAUGCCACCUCCACCACCUACUAAUACUAAUUCCACCACCACUAAUAAUGUAAAUACACCGCAGAGCAUGUCCGCCAAUUUACCACCUCAACAUCCCGCACGACAUGCUACUGCUUCGCCCUCUUUCUCGCCUCAACAAAUGCAACGAGGUGCAGAAGUUGUACCUGAAGCCAUGAUGACUUCUCCCAUGGUGGGUCAACCCAUGUCCGCUGCUCAUCGAGCUCAACAAAGUAAUUUGAUUUCGGCUGCCAUGACCACAUUGGGUUUACAAGGUCGUGAUCAACAGUCUUUAACGAUGGAGGAAAAGCAAAAUCUUCAAAUGCAGAUUAGAAGAUACCAGAUCAAUCAACAACAGACCAUGAUGAGAAACCCACAAAUGAUGCCAGGUAACCCUCAAGCACAGGCCAGACUUCAAAUGCAACAACAAGCGUUGCUCCAACAACAACAGCAACAGCAACAGCAAGCCGCCAUGAUACAGCAGCAUCAACAGCAUAUGCAAGGCACGCCUAAUCAACAGCAAGCACAACUACCUCAAGGACAUCCGAUGGGAAGUCCCCAAGUGGAUCCCAAUCAAAGGCCAAAUGGUCCCAACAGUAAACACUUUCACCCCUUCCCCCCCCCCAUCAUGACUCUCUCCCUUUUUUUUUGUUUCUCUUCUCCUAACAAGUUUUUUCUUGUAGUGAAUGGUCAACCGAGGCCACAUAUGGUGAAUUCGGGUCCAAUGGUGAUGAACCCAAGUAUGCAUAAUCCCAUGAACGGAAACCCUUCUUUUAAUGGCGGUGAAAUGAAUUUAAUGAUUGCUCAACAAAUGAUGAAUAAAGGUCAGAUGCCUGCUGGAUUAACUCCUCAGCAGCAACAACAACAGCAACAAUUACAAGCUCAACAGCAGCAACAGCAAGUGCAAGCUCAGCAACAACAACAACAACAGCAGCAGCAGUUGCAACAACAGCAACAGCAACAUCAGCAAGCACAACAACAACAACAUCACCAACAUCAACAGGCCGGAGGACCUCAGACACCACCUAAUGCUAUGGGAAGUCCUAGCCCCGCUUUACCUGGAAGUGGAUCCCCUGAAGGCGGUGAUAAAAAGAAGAUUGCAGUGGCCUUGUAUCAGCGACGCCAAGUGAAUCAUGUGUUGCAACAGCAGCAACAGGCACAACAAGCACAACAAGCGCAACAAGCGCAACAACAGCAAUUUGUACCUCAUGCACCACCACCCAAGCGCCAGCGUACGGGGGACGAGACAUUGUCACCUCAGUUACAGCACAAGAUGCAACAGGAGUCGCCCGUGAUGGCUAUGCAGCAACGGUUGCAACAGCAACGGUUUGAUCAACAACAAAUGAAGUCUCCACAACAACAUCGAAAUGUGAUUCCGCAACAGAUUCAGCAGCAGCAGCAACAACAGCAACAACAUCAACAGCAACAGCAGCAACGUAUGGCAUGGAACCCAAAUGAUUUAGGAUCUCCGUCUGUGGAAUCUCCUGCUGUGAAUCAUAAUGUGAUGUCCUUUGAUCUGGAACGGUUUAUGAUGGGGGACAGUGGUGAUUUUGGCGAGAUGUUUGCGUCGGGGGAUGAAACGAAUGCGGAUCAAAGUUUGAUUCUUUCCAACACAAAUGAAGCGAGCACAGAUUUAGAUCCAUUUGGAGGCGGUUUUUUAGCUAGUAUGGGGGGUGGAUUGGAUUUAGAUGGUAAUGCGAUUCAUCCUAGUGUUUUACAGCAGCAACAACAACAACAACAGCAGCAACAACAAUUACAGCUUCAGCAUAUGUCAAGUGCAGUGUUGCAACCGUUUGCGGAUUUAUCAGGUCAUACAAACAAGGUAUCGACAGUGUCAUUCUCGGCGGAUGGAAAAUAUUUGGUGAGUGCUGGACAUGAUAAAAUUGCGAUUAUUUGGACGGUGAGCGAGAAGAAAGCCAUGUACAAUUUAGUGGGACAUACAGCCAAUAUUACUUGUGCGAGAUGGAGUCCAGAUAAUCGAAAUCUGGUAGCUACUUCGUCGUAUGACAAGACGUUGCGUAUUUGGGACGUAGGUAAUGCGAUUCCAGCUGAAGGCGAAGAGGAUAUGAAGAGUCCCAAACAGUUGGUAAAAUUGGACUGUAGAGCGCAAGUGACGGCAGUGGAUUUUGCUCCAGACCGACCUGAUACGAUUUGCUCAUUGGAUGCCGAGGGAGAAUUAAAAGUGUGGAAUUUAAAAACAUCCGUUUGUGAAAAAUCGUUAAAGAUGACACAAUCGAAAUCAGGGUUUUCAGCUAAUUCGAUGCGUUUCCACCCAAGAACGGCUAGUAUUUUGGCUUGUGGAGUAGGAAAUCAGAUCUACAUUAUUGAUAUUACUUUGGUUAAAGGUGGUAGCGGUAAUGAUAAUAUGGGUAUGCGUACGAUUACGACGGAUCACGGAAAGAACAUUUGUUCGUUUGAUUGGUCAGCGGAUGGUAACUUCUUGGUGGCUUCAUCGGAAGACAAGGUUUGCGUGUACGAGACGUCGCAUUGGAAAUGUGUGAUGAAUCAUAUCCCACAAAGUAAGGUACAUGGAUGUGCAUUUCUGAAUGGUGGAGAAAAGCUUCGAUUGUUGUAUGGAGGAUAUGAAGAGAUCUUUUUAUGGCAAUGUGGUAUUCCAGGAGCACAACCUAAAAAAGCAGGCUCUCAAUCAGGUAAUGUGGUGAGCAUUGCUUGUCAUUCUGUCUCUGGACAAACCAUUGUAGCUACAGCAAGUCAUCAUCCAAAAGAAAAGCACUUAAUGUUAUGGUCCAUUUAAAAAAAACCAAUUAUACUCCCCCCUUUUGUUAGUCAAUUAUUUUAUAUUCCACAAGACACACACACACACACACACACACACACACACACACACGAACCCAGACAAAAAAAAACAAAAAAAAAACCCCUAUAUUUUUUUUUCCUUAACACAUAUUGAUAGUAAAAUGUUUAUAAUACAAUGCUCAUUUUUUAAUA